Messenger RNA from Cynara cardunculus var. scolymus (artichoke), 526 nucleotides. RefSeq names its product O-fucosyltransferase 36-like. The coding region runs from base 1 to 354 and encodes 117 amino acids. The transcript has 3 exons. NCBI's taxonomy places the organism in Eukaryota, Viridiplantae, Streptophyta, Magnoliopsida, Asterales, Asteraceae. The record is from RefSeq and is a predicted model, not a curated record. Gene Ontology annotation, biological process: protein O-linked glycosylation via fucose. Gene Ontology annotation, molecular function: peptide-O-fucosyltransferase activity.
AUGACGAUUCAGGCAUUUCUCUUAUCGCUCCACAGGCUAUCGCUCCACAUACUCGCGAUCCAUGCUUCGAAUACAGCUAGGGUUCCAAUCGAGAUUCUUGCGGGCAUUGGUGGUGGUGGUGAUGAUGAAUCUGACAAGUCUAAGUCUGAGGUUAAUGAUGAGGAAGGCAAUGAGGAGGUGGAGGCGAUGCUUGAUAAGACCAUUUCUGCAUUAUCUGGCGUGUUCAUUGGGGCUCUGGGAUCGACCUUCACAGAGGACAUUCUUUGGUUACGCAGAGGGUGGGGAACAACAUCAAGAUGUGAUGAGUAUCUGUGUGAGGGUGAGGUGCCAAAAUUAAUUGCAGGAGAUGAAUGAAUGCAUGUGUAUGUAGGGUAUGUAUAGAGGUUAAAUUAGUAAUUGUAACAUAUGAUAUAAAUAAUAGCAUUAAAAUUAGAACAAUUUUUUGAUUCAGAUGAAGAGCUUGGGUGAGUGUUUUUCAUUAUGCUUCUGGAUUACAUACCUCAUCUUAUGGUAAGAUAGCAACAAA